UAAAGAGCAUAGAUCAGUCCGGCACGUAUCUGCGCGUCACUGGAUCUAUUUAACACCUGCAUGGGGAAAGCAAAUUUCUAAAAUCAAUUCUCUGUGGUGGGAACUAACGGGCAUUUGGAAUGGAACUAAAUUUGUCUAAGAAUAUAAUCUCUUGCGGGGAUCCAGGUGGUAUGAACUUGGACAGAAUCUCCGAGGCUGUAAGACCCCAGCCGGCGCGCGACAUGGCUUCCACCUUCCACUUGCCCAGGACUUCCAGCAGCAAACGCGAAACGUUGGAUAACUCCAGCAGCGAAUCGUCAGAUACUGAAAUUGCAGAUAAGGAAAGGCUGGCAGAGCACAGAAGCGAUGAUGGAACGGCCGAGGACCCCAAAAAGAAGAAACAGCGGCGACAGAGAACGCAUUUCACCAGCCAGCAGCUGCAGGAGCUGGAAGCCACAUUUCAGCGAAACCGGUAUCCGGACAUGAGCACCAGAGAGGAGAUAGCCGUGUGGACUAAUCUCACCGAGGCCAGAGUUCGGGUGUGGUUUAAAAACCGCAGGGCGAAGUGGAGGAAACGGGAGCGCAACCAGCAGAUGGACCUGUGCAAAAACAGCUACCUGCCACAGUUCAGCGGGCUUAUGCAGCCGUACGACGACAUGUACCCAGCGUACACUUACAACAACUGGACGAAUAAAGCACUGGCCCCCGCUCCGCUGUCCACGAAAAACUUUCCAUUCUUCAACUCCAUGAGCCCGCUGACUUCCCAGUCCAUGUUCUCGGCGCCAAACUCCAUCUCUUCCAUGAGCAUGGCUUCCGGCAUGGGUCACUCCGCCGUGCCCGGCAUGCCUGCGUCCGGCCUGAACAACAUCAGCAAUCUUAACGGCAUAAGCAGCUCCUCGAUCAAUUCGGCCAUGUCUUCGUCCACCUGCCCUUACGGACCACCUGGUUCCUCUUACAGUGUGUAUCGGGACACUUGUAACUCCAGCCUGGCCACGCUGAGACUGAAAUCUAAGCAGCACCCUACUUUUGGAUACAGUGGCUUGCAAAGUCCCGGUUCGGGCCUAAACGCCUGUCAGUACAACAGUUGACGUUUUAGACAAAAUUAAACAUCACAAGCGGACCUGCGGAUGGCACAAACCGACAACUGGAUUGGUUGCAGUCGUUUUAAAUGGAUUAUGCGGGUUUUAUGUGAUUACUUAUAAACUUGCACAACAAAAAUAUCCAUGUUUUGGAUUUCAUAGUGAAGACAUUUGUUACAUUGUCACACUGUAAAUACGGAAAAAGGAACAAUUGUCGACCUUUAGCUUGCUUGCUUUGAAGACUUAAACUAUUUGAAUCUUGCUAUCAUUGUUGGACGGGGAAAAUUAAUAAACAAACUUAAAACUUUAACGGAUAUAACAUGGUAAAAGAAAUUAACUGUUGUAUGUAAAUUUUUAUACUUCCCCUUUGUGUCUCUGUGUGUGUUUUUUACGUGCAGAAAGCGCACAUUUUACGAAGCAGCCGGCGUCAUGUAUUUGUGGAACAACUUCCAGCGCUUGGUUUGACGUAUUUUUUUAUUUCUUUGCUUGUCUUAAUAGAAAAAAAAACGCAUGCUUCACUCCAGUGCAACGUGAUUUGUACAAACUGAUAUUAUUGUAAGAGGAGAAAUAAUCAAAUCGAUUAUUCUGUAUCCAAAAAGGUGAAUGGAAAUUAUCAACAUGUUUAUUGCAAUACAGAAUGUUUUAAUAAAGUUCAGGCGAAGGGCCGCUUUUCCAGACA
Brienomyrus brachyistius is the source of this 1737-nucleotide messenger RNA. RefSeq names its product paired-like homeodomain 1 (gene pitx1). The record is from RefSeq and is a predicted model, not a curated record. Gene Ontology annotation, cellular component: nucleus. The coding region runs from base 120 to 1067 and encodes 315 amino acids. The transcript is spliced from 5 exons. Gene Ontology annotation, biological process: regulation of transcription by RNA polymerase II; anatomical structure morphogenesis. Lineage: Eukaryota; Metazoa; Chordata; Actinopteri; Osteoglossiformes; Mormyridae. Gene Ontology annotation, molecular function: RNA polymerase II cis-regulatory region sequence-specific DNA binding; DNA-binding transcription factor activity, RNA polymerase II-specific.